CCACCAUGCAGUUGGGUCAGUGCCGGUGUUGGCCAGGAAGCAGCAGAGGCAGUAGCAUUUUGAAAGAGGAUAGUAAAGCUUGUGUUUGGGGUGAAUAAUCGAGGUUUAAAAAAUGGCUACAGGAGCAGAUGUUCGUGAUAUCUUGGAGCUGGGGGGUGGUGACUCUGAAAACACACCAAUCAGUAAAAAAGAUAUCAUCAAUUCAGAUAAGAAAAAAUCAAAGAAGUCUACAGAAACACUCACAUUUAAGAGACCAGAAGGAAUGCACAGAGAAGUUUAUGCUCUACUGUAUUCUGACAAAAAGGAUGCCCCUCCAUUACUUCCAAGUGACACAACACAAGGGUACAGGACUGUUAAAGCAAAGUUGGGAUGUAAGAAGGUCCGACCAUGGAAGUGGAUGCCUUUCACCAACCCAGCCAGGAAGGAUGGUGCAAUAUUUUUCCACUGGAGACGUCUGGCAGAUGAAGGCAAAGACUACCCUUUCGCUAGGUUUAAUAAGACAGUUCAGGUGCCUGUGUACUCAGAGCAAGAAUACCAAAUGUAUCUACAUGAUGAUGGAUGGACCAAAGCAGAAACAGACCAUCUCUUCGACCUCUGCAAACGCUUUGACCUCCGGUUCAUUGUCAUCCAUGACCGCUAUGACCACCAGCAGUUCAGGAAACGUUCAGUGGAAGACCUGAAAGAACGGUAUUAUAGUAUUUGUGCCAAAUUAACAAAGAUCCGUGCCCCACCUGGUUCUGAUCCCAAACUCUCCGUGUUUGAUGCUGGACAUGAGAGACGAAGAAAAGAACAGCUUGAAAGACUGUACAACAGAACACCAGAGCAGGUGGCUGAAGAGGAGUACUUAAUACAAGAAUUAAGAAAAAUUGAAAUGAGGAAAAAAGAAAGAGAAAAGAAAACACAAGAUUUGCAGAAACUGAUCACAGCUGCAGACAAUACCACAGAAAUGCGUCGGGCAGAACGCAAGGCAGCAAAAAAGAAACUGCCGCAGAAAAAAGAAACAGAAAAACCGGCUGUACCAGAGACAGCAGGCAUCAAAUUUCCAGACUUCAAAUCCGCAGGUGUCACGUUACGAAGUCAAAGGAUGAAACUGCCCAGCUCAGUUGGACAGAAGAAAAUCAAAGCCAUUGAACAGAUGCUGACAGAGUUGGGAGUUGAUCUAAACCCAAUGCCCACUGAAGAGAUUGUACACAUGUUCAAUGAACUCCGCAGUGAUCUGGUGCUGUUGUAUGAACUGAAGCAGGCUUAUGCCAAUUGUGAAUAUGAGCUUCAGAUGCUACGGCAUCGAUACGAGGCAUUGGCAAAGGCGGGGACAAACAGCUUGGUGUCAGGAGAAGGUUUUGGCAUUGAUGGACAGAUGGGAACUGUGGGAACCAGUUCUGAAGAAAUUAAGGGGGAAGGAAAAGAUCAAUUCAUUGAUGUUGUUGGAGCUGCACCUCUCACACCAAACUCGAGGAAGCGAAGAGAAUCUGCAUCAAGCUGUUCUUCAGUAAAGAAAUUGAAGAAACCCUGAACUGGUUUGAAAGGCUAGGAAGUGGACAAAAUGUGGUUAAACGGAUCUUUCACCACAUAGCAGCUAUGCUCCUACAUUUUAUUCAGAAAAGACCAACAAAACUCCAGGAAAUCAGGAGCAGUGAGCACUGUUGAUAAAUUAUCUGGCAGUGGCAUAGUUAGGAAGUAACAAAUGCUGUGUCCCAUCAUAUCAAACAAAAACUGCUAGGCCAUUUCCUGUAGAAGUUCUACCAAUACCCUAACUGACCCAGAAUUUCAUUAAUGAGGCAUAUUUACACAUGAAAUGGAUCACAGUGCUUUUAAUAUUUGUAUGAUUGUUUUCUUUGUAGGGUUUUGUUCUCUUUGGUACAGGGCAGUGAAACCAUCACUCGCAUGACUUUAUUUUUAUGAAUUUUCAUCGUGAAGAAAAGAAGGCUGCGGUUGUAUGCAGUAUCCAGUUACUAGGAACAGUGUUCAAAAGAAAUUGCAAACAUUUAUUGUAGUGGAGAAAAUGUCAACAUAGAAUAAAGGAUUUUUUAAAAAAUG
This is a messenger RNA of Carcharodon carcharias (great white shark), 2037 nucleotides long. It is a transcript of the gene dmap1, whose product is annotated as DNA methyltransferase 1 associated protein 1. Lineage: Eukaryota; Metazoa; Chordata; Chondrichthyes; Lamniformes; Lamnidae. Gene Ontology annotation, molecular function: transcription corepressor activity. The transcript is spliced from 11 exons. Bases 113 to 1513 code for a protein of 466 amino acids. Gene Ontology annotation, cellular component: nucleus; NuA4 histone acetyltransferase complex; Swr1 complex. The record is from RefSeq and is a predicted model, not a curated record. Gene Ontology annotation, biological process: negative regulation of transcription by RNA polymerase II; DNA repair; chromatin remodeling.